AUGCAUCUACUACUCCAGGCCGUGAGGUUCUCCGCCUCCCUGGCGAUCGGUGCGAUCCUUCUGCCAUCGGUUCUUGCCGAGCCGCUCGCAGCAAGCGUUGGCUUGACUCGAAGCCGCUCGCAACUUACAACGCAACUACCCCAGUGUUCGGUAUCAUGCUUCGAAUCCGCCGUCACCAACUCGACCUGCUCUGCAUCAGACCUGUCAUGUAUCUGCCAAAACCAGAGCGAAUUGUUGCUCACGUCGGCAUCAUGUGCCCUCACCAACUGCACGAUAUCAGACGAACUGAAGACCGAAAAGGUCAUCAAGACGGCAUGUGGAAUAACUUCCCGUAAUGAUGGCAACAAGGAUCGGGCCAUAUAUUGGAGCCUCUUCGCCGUUACCAUGAUAUCUUUCGGCUGUCGUGUGCUCGCCCGCACGGAUCGCUUCGGCGGGACCAUGUGGUGGGAUGAUUAUUUCAUUGUGGCGUCUUCCGCCGUUGCCUUUGCAGUGACUAUUGGGGCUGAGAUAAUGGUGAUAUUCGGCCUCGGCCAAGAUAUUUGGGAGCUCAAUCCAACACAGAUCACGAUUGUCCUAAUACUCUUCUACGUGGCCGAGUUCGCAUACGUUAUUGAGUCCUCGCUCACCAAGGUCUCGAUCGUGUGCCUUUAUCUCAGGAUUUUCCCCAAGCAGGGCUUCCGACGGCUGUGCUUCGGCCUACUGGGCCUGAUCGCAUGCUUCUGCAUCGUCUUCGUCGUGUCGCUGCUGUGUUACUGCCAGCCUUUCAGUUACGUGUGGACACGUUGGGAUGGACGCAUGCACGGGAAAUGUAUCAACAUGACGGCACAGACUUAUGUUUGCGCCGCUAUGAACAUUGUUCUCGACGUCUUCAUCUUCCUCUUGCCAAUACCGCAACUGCUAAAAUUGGAAACCAACUGGAGGGCCAAACUCGGCGUAAUCCUCGUUUUCCUCCUCGGUCUCUUCGUUACCAUCUGCUCGAUCGCCCGUCUGAGGUUCCUUUCCUCCUGGGCAUCGUCCACGAACCCGACUUACGACUACUCCGACCUGGCUGUGUGGUCCCUGAUCGAACUCUACGCCGGCGUCAUCUGUGCCUGUCUACCUGGAAUGGCCAGUCUGUUCCGCCGAAUCAAGCACCAGCAUUCGGAGAAGAAGUCGUCUGCGGCCAACAGCAUGGGGGGUUCACGGAUGUUCACAGGGGCUAGCAGCGGUCUGCGCUCAUUUGCGAAGAACGAUGCAGGCAUUGUCAAGACUACCAACAUAUCUGUCUCCUAUAACGUCAGGUCGGCCGACUCGCUCAGUGAUGAGGUUGAGCUGAUGGAUCGUGAUAUGGGAACGAGCACACAUCCAAACUCGAAUCCACCACCAAAGUACGCGCCAAACUACUAG
Molecule: messenger RNA, 1386 nt
Organism: Diaporthe amygdali
Lineage: Eukaryota; Fungi; Ascomycota; Sordariomycetes; Diaporthales; Diaporthaceae
Exons: 6
Coding region: 1-1386 (461 amino acids)
Source: RefSeq, a predicted model, not a curated record